CCGGAUUGAGAAUGAGAUAUUGAUUCGAUUCUGGGGGCGUCAGUUGUCCGAGAGAUGUGUUUCUGAUCGGUCAGAAUUCCGAGUUCCAUUAUCUGAUCCUAAUCUCAACAAUUGCAAUCAUGCUUUUGGAAAAAUACUAUCUAUUAUAUUAUUCCCUGCUUAUCUCCUGUUUUUCAUCUCAAGCUGAUAAAAAAUUGGGGGAUCCCUGCCAGGUGACGGAUAAGCUUCCGGGUAUUUGUCGCAGUUCCGAAGAAUGUGAGCCUGUCAUCGAUCCUUAUAUCAAGUCGGGGGUCCUGACACUCAACGAAGUGCCCUCCUGCGGCCUCACGCCCUGGGGAGAAGUAUUUUGUUGUCCCGCCAUUCCAUGUUGUCCUUCAAAUGGAACUUCCCUCAGAGCACCACCACCCAGUACCAGUACCAGUACCAGUAGGCGCCCUCCCAUCUCCGUCCGUCCCAGUGCCAUUUCCCGGGUGGAUGUCCCAACCUCGGAACGUCCCUCGGUCACCUUCUGCAAAAGACUCCGGACCAAGGUCCGUCAGAAUCAACUAACCAUCCACAUUGUGGGCGGAGUGGCGGUGGAACCGGGUAUAUAUCCUCACAUGGCCGCCAUCGCCUACACCAACUUCGGUAACUUUGACUAUCGGUGUGGCGGGUCCUUGAUCAGUAGCCGUUUCGUCCUUACCGCCGCCCACUGCGUGAACACGGAGGCCAACACUCCGGCUUUUGUUCGACUCGGUUCCGUGAACAUCGAGAAUCCGGACAAAAAUAAUAGGGACAUCAGUGUGAAAAGCGUUAAAAUUCAUCCAGACUAUGUGGGUGGGAAGUACAAUGAUAUUGCCGUCAUGGAGCUGUCCCAGGAUGUGGAGGAGACGAAUAAUAUACGACCAGCUUGUCUCCACACAGAUCCCCGUGAUCCUCCACUGGAUUCGAAGCUCUUUGUGGCCGGCUGGGGUAUCAUAAACAGUACAACUCGUGCCACAUCGAAGGUGCUGUUGAGGGCCGACCUGGAAGUGGUUCCCCUGCCGCAGUGCAACAUCUCCUUUGCGGCCCAACCCGCCUCGAUCAAGGCUUUGAAACUGGGCAUCAUAGACACCCUCAUCUGUGCCAUGGCGAUGCACAAGGAUGCCUGCCUGGGCGACUCCGGUGGCCCCCUCAUCCACGAGGUCAACAUUGAGGACGGCAUCUAUUCGAUCUUGGGCGUAAUAUCCUCCGGGUUUGGAUGUGCCACCAGUACCCCCGGACUGUACCAACGGGUGGCCAACUAUCUGGACUUUAUCGAGGGCAUAGUGUGGCCAGAUAAUCGGGUUUAGAGAAAUCCUUUCCAGAAGGAGCUAGUGCAACCAAAAAAAAAUACUCUAUUGGCUAAAAUAUAAUUUUAAUUUUUAUUUGCAAUUUUUUUGUAUAAAAAUCUGUGAUUUCAACUUCAAGUUACAAGGUUGGUUGCUUCAAAAAAAAAAAAAAUGAGAAAAAAUAAAUACUCAUUUUGAAAAAUAAAAUAUUAUUAAUUAUAGGGUA
Drosophila ananassae is the source of this 1515-nucleotide messenger RNA. Its product is annotated as serine protease persephone. Bases 120 to 1310 code for a protein of 396 amino acids. Gene Ontology annotation, molecular function: serine-type endopeptidase activity. The transcript has 6 exons. The record is from RefSeq and is a predicted model, not a curated record. Gene Ontology annotation, biological process: proteolysis. Lineage: Eukaryota; Metazoa; Arthropoda; Insecta; Diptera; Drosophilidae.